Molecule: messenger RNA, 255 nt
Organism: Aspergillus puulaauensis
Lineage: Eukaryota; Fungi; Ascomycota; Eurotiomycetes; Eurotiales; Aspergillaceae
Exons: 2
Coding region: 1-255 (84 amino acids)
Source: RefSeq, a predicted model, not a curated record
AUGGCCCUCAGCAACUCGGCCGUCAUCGUCAUCGUCAUCGUCGCCUGCCUCUUCGCCGUGACAGUCGCCGCCGCCCUCUUCCGGCAGUACAGCCCCGCAGAGCACAACGCCUUCCGAGGAUUCUCGCGCGAACAAGAAGUGUAUAUGCGAUCGAUCCGAUUGAAGAAUAUGGGCUUCAAUUAUCGCGAGUCGCAGACUCCCAUGCCGCGGGACGUCGAGUCUGCAAUGACCGCGGACGACUCCUCCCACUACUAG